This is a messenger RNA of Polychytrium aggregatum, 944 nucleotides long. RefSeq names its product DPCD protein family-domain-containing protein. The record is from RefSeq and is a predicted model, not a curated record. Bases 1 to 744 code for a protein of 247 amino acids. Lineage: Eukaryota; Fungi; Chytridiomycota; Chytridiomycetes; Polychytriales. The transcript is spliced from 3 exons.
AUGCUCUCCAGCAAGUCCUCUGCCCGCCCCACGCGUGACGAGGAGGCCAAGAAAGCAGCCGCCGCGGCGAUCGAGCCAGUGCGCUCAUAUUUCAAUUCAAGCGACAAGCUGGCCGUCCACACCCACUUUCCCUCGGGUCUCGAGAUGGUCGAGGAGUACUCGAACGCGUCCGACGAUCUUCUCUGUCCGUGUUUGCCAGGAUGUGAAUCGGAUCUCGGCGUCGUGGCUUCGAGCAUCGAUAGAGCAGCGCUGACACAGCACCUCGUUUUCCCGCCCGUCACAGUGCGCAAGACUCGAUCAAAGUCCCUGAUCGGCCGCGAGCUGCCUUGGACCUACGAGGUCGGGGAACCGCCUCUGGCCCAACGCACGGCCACCCUCAGCGACGACGCCCCGAUCCGAGAAUCGUCACAGACGCCCGUGGUGCACCGCCGAGAUACUCGUUUGCUGUUUUCUUGGCGGAUCCGGAACCUGCCCUAUCCCAAGGACACUUAUGUGAUCGGCGUCGACCAGGCAACCAGCGAAGUUGUCGUUCGAACAACCAACAAGAAAUACUAUGUGCGUCUGGCCAUGCCCGACAUGCGACGAGCCGGAAUCUCCCUAGACCAAAGCUCGGUCAAACACGAUUGGGGAGCCAAUACUUUGGUUAUUGCGUACACCAAGCCCCAGGCUAUCCUCGAGAAAGAAGACCGGGAGCGCCGAGAGCGAAUCGAUAUGAGGAAAAAAGGAGAGUACGGGUCCAUAUAGACCUGCAUUUGCCGAGAUUGCAAACAGGCCAAGCCCGCAGUCUUCCCUCACCGCACACUUGGUACCGCGCAUCUACAAGAAAACCAUCAGCGAUGCUCUAGGAAAGGCUCUCGUGGACCUUGAUGGAUGGGCGAUAGAUAGAGAGAUAUAUGGAUGGCGAUUGGAGUUUAUCCCGCCAAGAUGACAGCUGGGAGCAAUAU